GGACCGGGAGCGGAGCUGGGACCGGGAGCGGGACCAGGAGCAGGGCCAGGACCGCGAUUGGAGCGGGAGCGGGACCAGGAGUGGGAUCGGACCAGGAGCGGAACCGGAACCGGGACUGGAGCUGGGACCGGGAGCGGGAUUGGGACCGGGACUGGAGCUGGGACCGGCACGGGGAGCGGAGCUGAGACCGGCACCGGGGCUGGGAUCGGAACCAGGAUUGCAGCCGGGAUCGGCACCGAGAUUGGAGCUGGGACCGGGAGUGGAGCUGGGAUAGGGAUUGGAGCUGGGAUUGGGAUCGGGACAGAGCUGAGAUCGGAACCGGAGCUGGGACUGGGAUCGGGACCGGGUUUGGAGCUGGCAUCGGGACCGGAGCUGGGAUCGCGACUGUGACCAGGAUUGGGAUCGGGGCCGGAGAUCGGGAUUGGAGCUGGGAUCGGCACCGGAGCUGGGAUCGUGACCGUGACCAGGAUCGGGACCGGGACCAGCACCGUGCCCGGAGCCGCCCCGCAGUGUCCCGGCCCGCAGUGUCACCCGGAGCCCGCAGUGUCACACGGAGCCCGCAGUGUCACCCGGAGCCCGCAGUGUCGCGAUGGCAGCAGCCGAGGGGAACAAACUUUGGGGCGGAAGGUUCAGUGGGAGCACAGAUCCCAUCAUGGAGAUGCUCAAUGCUUCCAUUAGCUACGACCAGAGGCUGUGUGAGGUGGACAUCCAGGGGAGCAGGGCUUAUGCCAAAGCCUUGGAGAAGUCCGGGAUCCUGUCCAAAACUGAGCUGGAGAAGAUCCUGGGUGGCCUGGAAAAGAUCUCUGAGGAAUGGUCCAAGGGGGUCUUUGCUGUGAUCCAGACUGAUGAGGAUAUCCACACUGCCAACGAGCGCAGACUGAAGGAGCUGAUUGGAGACGUGGCUGGGAAGUUGCACACUGGCAGGAGCAGGAAUGAUCAGGUUGUGACUGACCUGAAGCUGUUCAUGAGGAAUUCCCUCUCCACCAUCUCCACGCACCUCCUGCGGCUCAUCGAGACCCUGGUGGAACGUGCUGCCAUAGAAAUCGAUGUCCUCCUGCCUGGCUACACCCACCUGCAGAAAGCUCAGCCCAUCCGAUGGAGCCAGUUCCUGCUCAGCCACGCUGUUGCUCUGACCCGUGAUUCUGAGCGCCUGGGAGAGGUGAAGAGGAGGAUCAAUGUCUUGCCUUUGGGAAGUGGAGCUCUGGCUGGAAACGCCCUGGGAAUUGAUAGAGAUCUGCUGUGCAGUGAGCUGGACUUUGCUUCCAUCAGCCUGAACAGCAUGGACGCCGUCAGCGAGAGGGACUUUGUGGUGGAAUUCCUCUCUGCUGCCACCCUGCUGAUGAUCCACCUCAGCAAGAUGGCUGAGGAUCUCAUCAUCUACAGCACCAGCGAGUUUGGCUUCCUGACCCUCUCUGAUGCCUACAGCACUGGCAGCAGCCUGAUGCCUCAGAAGAAGAACCCCGACAGUCUGGAGCUGAUCCGCAGCAAAGCUGGGCGAGUGUUCGGACGGUUGGCUGCAAUUCUCAUGGUCCUCAAAGGCCUCCCGAGCACCUACAACAAGGACCUGCAGGAGGACAAGGAGGCCGUCUUUGAUGUCGUAGACACCCUGAAUGCUGUGCUCCAGGUUGCCACUGGAGUGAUUUCCACCCUCCAGAUCCACAAGGAGAACAUGGAGAGGGCGCUGAGCCCGGAGAUGCUGGCGACUGACCUGGCUCUGUACCUGGUCCGGAAGGGAAUGCCCUUCAGACAAGCCCACGUGGCCUCUGGCAAGGCCGUCCAGCUGGCCGAGACCAAAGGCAUCACCAUCAACAACCUCAGCCUGGAGCAGCUGCAGAGCAUCAGCCCCCUGUUCGGCAGCGAUGUGGGGCGGGUGUUCAGUGCUCGGAGCAGCGUGGAGCAGUGCACGGCCGCGGGCGGCACCGCCGCCAGCAGCGUGAGCGCGCAGAUCCAGCGGCUGCGGGAGCUGCUCGGGAGGCUCAGGGAGCAGCCUUAGAGCGUGGGGUGUCAAAUAUGAACUUGUGGUUUGUGUUGUUAGAAAUGAGAGCUUGACACGGCCAAUAUAUCAAGCAACAAUUUAAUAAUUAAUUAAUUAGCAUGGUAACGUGUGAGCAAAGACAGCGCUGGGUACAGUGGAAGGAUUUUCCCUUCCGACUGCACACCCAUUGCUGGACUUGCUGGGAUUUUAUUGGCUAUAUCCAUACAUAUUCACAAGCUUUCUCAGCAGUUUCCAUUUCUAGUUUUAACAUCACAAUUCAAUACUUAACAGUCAUAAACCCAUACUUGGUCCUGUAUAAUUCUAUAGGCUACUGUGAUCUAUUUCAAUAUUUCAAUAUUCCAGGAUGUACAUCCAGGAUAUGUCUCCCAGAUGGUGGGGUUCAGUUUUCAGAUGUGGGGGUCCAGUUUCUAUUUUCUAGGUCCAUCAAUAGUGAUUUUCCAGUUUCCUUCUUCAGGAGCCAUAAAUCAGUGAGCUGAAAACUUUCUUUUGUGUCCUGGAAUAUUGAAAUUUAAAAUGGACCACAAUAGGUAUUGAAUAAUGACAUUAAAAAUUGGAAAUAGAAACUGCUGAGGAAUAUAUUGGAAUAUUGGGAAUAGAAACUGCUGUAUGUUGGGGUUUUAGUGUUUGGUAAUACACAUGAGUUAAGAUGGAGGAUUUGGGGUGUUGUCUUUGUCCUUCUUCUUCCCUUUCUUCUUUCUCCUUCUCUUCGGGUUUGGGUGAUUUUUCUGGUUAGUUAAUGAAAGCUCACACUGUGGACAUUGAGUGAUCUUUAAUUGGGUUCUAAAUAAAAAUAAUUUAGGUGUGGGGUUUUAAUUGGUUUUGCUUCUUGUUUAAAAGUCCUUGAAACAAGUCAGAAGUGGCCAUUUUCUUGCCUUUUUAGACAGGGCUCACACCUUGUGAAACUGUAACUUAGAUAAGGUAUAAUAAACAUUCCAAGACUGAA
Molecule: messenger RNA, 2939 nt
Organism: Prinia subflava (tawny-flanked prinia)
Lineage: Eukaryota; Metazoa; Chordata; Aves; Passeriformes; Cisticolidae
Product: argininosuccinate lyase-like
Exons: 16
Coding region: 590-1993 (467 amino acids)
Cellular component (GO): cytosol
Molecular function (GO): argininosuccinate lyase activity
Source: RefSeq, a predicted model, not a curated record